Messenger RNA from Spinacia oleracea (spinach), 2282 nucleotides. RefSeq lists its product as uncharacterized. The record is from RefSeq and is a predicted model, not a curated record. Gene Ontology annotation, cellular component: cytosol. Gene Ontology annotation, biological process: 'de novo' IMP biosynthetic process. Bases 174 to 1991 code for a protein of 605 amino acids. Lineage: Eukaryota; Viridiplantae; Streptophyta; Magnoliopsida; Caryophyllales; Amaranthaceae. The transcript is spliced from 13 exons. Gene Ontology annotation, molecular function: IMP cyclohydrolase activity; phosphoribosylaminoimidazolecarboxamide formyltransferase activity.
AUGGAAGGAGUAAAAGACAAAAACGCCCUUUUAUAUUUUGUAAGUCUCCAAAACCCAAAAAAAAAAUACCUUCAUUGCCUCCACCAUUUCUCUGGUUUUGCAUCCCCUUCUUCUUGCUUCUCUGGUUUCGCAUACCUUGAAGAUACUCAAUAGUGUUGCAAAUUGCACCAGAGAUGCCUGCAUUUUCUGUGGCUAGUGGAUGUAGAGCACCCUCAACUUCGAUUUUCAAUAAAUCCAGAUUUCUUCGGCCUUUAAUCUCCCAAAGACCUAGCAUUCAAUCGGCUGCAACAAUUUCAGCUGACAUAGGAUUCUUCUCUCUGAAAUCAAGCGCAGCGAAUAUCAAAGUUAUGGCUGUUUCUGAAACAAUGGCUGCAUCACAAUUGAAGUCUUCUUCUACAGGUUCAGGCUCAGGGAUGAAGCGGGUGUUGAUUUCACUUUCUGAUAAGAGUGAUUUAGCUUUGCUCGGAAGCGGGUUACAGGACUUAGGAUUCACGAUUGUCUCAACCGGAGGAACGGCGUCUUCUCUAGAAAAUGCUGGCGUGUCUGUUACUAAGGUGGAGCAGCUAACUUGCUUUCCUGAAAUGCUUGAUGGUCGUGUAAAAACUUUGCAUCCUUACAUACAUGGUGGCAUCCUUGCUAGAAGAGACCUUAAGGAUCACAUGGAUGCUUUACAAGAACAUGGAAUUGGAACCUUUGACGUCGUUGUUGUAAAUUUGUACCCUUUUUAUGAUAAAGUAACGUCAGCUGGAGGAGUUCAUUUUGAUGAAGGAAUUGAGAAUAUUGACAUUGGUGGACCUGCUAUGAUCAGAGCUGCCGCAAAGAAUCACAAGGAUGUCUUGGUGGUGGUUGAUCCACAAGAUUACGCUUCGCUGUUAGAUUACCUUAAGGGAGAUAAGGAUGAUGAGAUGUUCCGUAGGAAGCUUGCCUGGAAGGCUUUUCAGCAUGUAGCUGCUUAUGAUUCUGCAGUUUCAGAGUGGCUGUGGAAGCAAACUGAAGGAGACAAAUUCCCGCCCAGCUUCACAGUACCAUUGUCUCUUAAAAGCUCUCUUCGGUAUGGGGAGAAUCCUCACCAAAAAGCUGCAUUUUAUGCUGACAAGAGUCUUGCCGAGGUUAAUUCUGGUGGUAUUGCUACUGCUGUUCAACACCAUGGAAAGGAAAUGUCGUAUAAUAACUAUUUGGAUGCUGAUGCAGCUUGGAAUUGUGUCUCUGAAUUCAAAGAUCCAACAUGUGUGGUGGUGAAGCAUACUAACCCUUGUGGAGUAGCUUCACGUGAUAACAUAAUUGAAGCAUACAGGCUAGCUGUCAAAGCAGAUCCAGUUAGUGCAUUUGGCGGCAUUGUAGCCUUCAAUGUUGAAGUUGAUGAGGCUCUUGCAAAGGAUAUUCGAGAGUUUAGAAGCCCUACAGAUGGUGAGACUAGGAUGUUUUAUGAAAUUGUGGUUGCGCCCAAGUAUUCAGAAAAAGGACUUGAGAUUCUGCGUGGAAAGUCGAAGACUUUGAGAAUCCUCGAGGCAAAGAAGAAUGACAAAGGAAAACUUUCUUUGCGACAAGUUGGAGGUGGUUGGUUAGCUCAGGAGUCCGAUGAUUUGACACCUGAGGAUAUUCAAUUUAAAACCGUCUCUGAAAAAAGUCCAACAGAAAAAGAGCUAGGCGAUGUUCAAUUUGCGUGGCUUUGUGUGAAGCAUGUGAAAAGCAAUGCUAUAGUGAUAGCAAAGAACAAAUGCAUGCUAGGCAUGGGGAGUGGGCAGCCAAAUCGUCUUGAAAGUUUAAGAAUUGCUAUGAGAAAAGCGGGAGAUGAGGUCAAAGGAGCAUCUUUGGCGAGUGAUGCUUUCUUCCCAUUUGCUUGGAAUGAUGCAGUAGAAGAAGCUUGUCAGAGUGGGGUAAGUGUCAUAGCAGAACCAGGUGGCAGCAUUAGAGAUAAAGAUGCUAUAGAUUGCUGUGAUAAAUAUGGCGUAUCACUAGUUUUAACUCAAGUGAGACACUUCCGACACUAACCAUGAUAUAGACAUUGUUUCAUUUAACACUUUUUUUUUUUUGGGUGCAAAUGAGCCACAAGGGUGGGAUGAGAAUCGAUCUCAGAAUCACCUGUGACCGGGAUGGAAGCUCUAACCAACUGAGCUAUCCAUCACUCUCAAUUGUUUCAUUUAACUUUGCUACAAUUAGUAUAUCAUUAUGAUUUAACUUGAAUGCAAUUAGUGGUAUUCUAAUUCUUUUUUAUUAUCAUUUCGAGUUGUAAUACUAUUUUUAUGUGAUUAUAUAGCAACUGUGGUAGUGUUUUCGUCCUA